AUGGGCAUGGGACCUGCCUCUUCGGGCCCAGUGGCCUUGGCAGCUCUGCCCCUCUGGAUGUGGGGUCCAGGCCUGCCCCAGAAUGGAGCUGGGGCUUCGUCCUUGUGGGGCGGGGCAACACCUGGGGUGGGCGGGGAGCCUGGGACAGGGAUGGGGACGCACUCAGUCUCCGGGAUGAUGGCCUAUCACAGCUUCUGCCAGCGCUCCUCAGGACCCAGCCUCUGGGGGGACAUUUCCCAGCCCCAGGGGCGUUCCUGGACUUGGCUACCCCGCCAUCCCGGGCCCCGCAGUGCCGGGGGAGCCUGCAUGGAUGAAGGGAAGGACGGGGAGAGGGGAGGAGACGAUGAAGGGGCUGCCACAGCCACCGCGCUCCCUCAGGCCGGGCGGGGGACACCCCAGGUCUGCGUGGCCCCCGCGCCGCCACGCCCAGUGGCCGCCCGAGCCCUGCGAGCAGGGGGAGGAGCCGCCGCCAGUGGAGGCGGAGGAGCAGAGGAGGCGGAGACGGCGGAGACGGCGGAGAAGGCGGAGAGGAAGGUGGAGGCGGAGGCGAAGGUGGAGGGGAAGGUGGAGGCUGCGGGGAAGGUGGAGGCGGCCGGGAAGGUGGACGCCGCCGGGAAGGUGGAGACGGCAGGGAAGGUGGACGCUGCCGGGAAGGUGGAGACGGCUGAGGGUCCGGGCCGCCGGGUAGAGCUCAAGCUGGAGCCCGAACCCGAACCCGAGCCGGCACGGGAGGCGGAGCAGGAGCCGAAGGGGGAGCCGAAGCAGGAGCCGGAGGAUGAGAACCCGGCGCGGAGCGGCGGUGGCGGCGGCAGCGACGAGGUUCUUCUCCCCACCCUUCCCUCCGACCCCCCGCGGCCCCCCGAUCCCUCCCCGCGGCGCAGCCGUGCCCCCCGCCGCCGACCCCGGCCGCGGCCGCAGACCCGUCUCCGUACCCCGCCGCAGCCUAGGCCACGGCCCCCGCCCCGGCCCCGGCCCCGGCGCGGCCCUGGGGGCGGAUGCCUAGAUGUGGAUUUCCCUGUGGGUCCACCAGGCUGUUCCCACGUGAACAGCUUUAAGGUGGGAGAGAACUGGAGGCAGGAACUGCGGGUGAUCUACCAGUGCUUCGUGUGGUGUGGAACCCCAGAGACCAGGAAAAGCAAGGCAAAGUCGUGCAUCUGCCAUGUGUGCGGCACCCAUUUGAACAGACUCCACUCUUGCCUUUCCUGUGUCUUCUUUGGCUGCUUCACAGAGAAACACAUUCAUGAGCACGCCGAGGCAAAACAACACAAUUUAGCUGUAGACCUUUAUUAUGGAGGUAUAUACUGCUUUAUGUGUAAGGAUUAUGUAUAUGACAAAGACAUUGAGCAAAUUGCCAAAGAAGAGCAAGGGGAGGCUUUGAAAUUACAAGCCUCCACCUCAACCGAGUUUUCUCACCAGCAGUGUUCAAUGCCAGGCCUCAGUGAGAAAUAUCCAACCUGGGAGACAACCAAACCUGAGUUAGAACUGCUGGGCCACAACCCAAGGAGGAGAAGAAUUACCUCCAGCUUUACCAUCGGUUUAAGAGGACUAAUCAAUCUCGGCAACACGUGCUUUAUGAACUGCAUCGUCCAGGCCCUUACCCACACGCCGAUCCUGAGAGAUUUCUUCCUCUCUGACAGGCACAGAUGUGAAAUGCCAAGUCCUGAGUUGUGUCUCGUUUGUGAGAUGUCUUCGCUUUUUCGGGAGUUGUAUUCUGGAAACCCAUCUCCUCAUGUUCCCUAUAAAUUACUGCACCUGGUGUGGAUACACGCGCGGCAUUUAGCAGGGUACAGGCAACAGGAUGCCCAUGAGUUCCUCAUCGCAGCGUUAGAUGUCCUGCACAGGCACUGCAAAGGUGAUGAUGCCGGGAAGGCGGCCAACAAUCCCAACCACUGUAACUGCAUCAUUGACCAAAUCUUCACGGGUGGCCUGCAAUCUGAUGUUACCUGUCAAGCCUGCCAUGGUGUCUCCACCACGAUAGACCCAUGCUGGGACAUCAGUUUGGACUUACCUGGCUCUUGCACCUCCUUCUGGCCUAUGAGCCCAGGGAGGGAGAGCAGUGUGAAUGGGGAAAGCCACAUACCAGGAAUCACCACCCUCACGGACUGCCUGCGAAGGUUUACGAGGCCAGAGCACUUAGGAAGCAGUGCCAAAAUCAAGUGUGGUAGUUGCCAAAGCUACCAGGAAUCUACCAAACAGCUCACAAUGAAUAAAUUACCUGUCGUUGCCUGUUUUCAUUUCAAACGGUUUGAACACUCAGCCAAACAGAGGCGCAAGAUCACUACAUACAUAUCCUUUCCUCUGGAGCUGGAUAUGACACCAUUCAUGGCCUCGAGUAAAGAGAGCAGAAUGAAUGGACAGUUGCAGCUGCCAACCAAUAGUGGAAACGACGAGAAUAAGUAUUCCUUGUUUGCUGUGGUUAAUCACCAAGGAACCUUGGAGAGUGGCCACUACACCAGCUUCAUCCGACACCACAAGGACCAGUGGUUCAAGUGUGAUGAUGCUGUCAUCACCAAGGCCAGUAUUAAGGACGUUCUGGACAGUGAAGGGUAUUUACUGUUCUAUCACAAACAGGUCCUGGAACAUGAGUCAGAAAAAGUGAAAGAAGUGAAUACACAAGCCUACUGAAGUGACACACAGACCUACCUACCUGUAAUAGAAGAUGACAGCAGCACCCAUGCUACAACUGGCAUUGAGAUUUAAAGGACCUACUUGCAUGGCCCACGGGCCUGACAGAGUAAGAAUUGAACAGUUCCCAGUGUCUAAAAGGUCCUGAUUGGAAGAGAAAUAGAAGGGGCAGGAGAAGAGGCCCUAGUCUAAGCAGUCACUUAAAGGAAGAUUAAAUGGCAGGAUGCUCUGGGUGGGGAAGGCAGGAGCAGGGAAAUCCUGACACUGGUACAUAUCCUAUAUUCCUCCAAAAG
This is a messenger RNA of Hippopotamus amphibius kiboko, 2918 nucleotides long. It is a transcript of the gene USP27X, whose product is annotated as ubiquitin specific peptidase 27 X-linked. The record is from RefSeq and is a predicted model, not a curated record. Bases 1 to 2625 code for a protein of 874 amino acids. Gene Ontology annotation, molecular function: cysteine-type deubiquitinase activity; zinc ion binding. The transcript is spliced from 2 exons. Gene Ontology annotation, biological process: protein deubiquitination. Lineage: Eukaryota; Metazoa; Chordata; Mammalia; Artiodactyla; Hippopotamidae.